AAUUUAUCCAAUCUUCUUAUUCCCUGCAAAAUUUCGUUGCCUUAUAAUGCAGACGGAAGAAGGAUUUCCGUUCAAAUUUCGAAAUCAUAUAUUAAUAUGGUAUCACUUACAGACAAAGUUUCAUGGAGGAUAUCAAAUCCCAACUGAUCAUAUAUUUUUUUUUUGAACUUCGGAUCACAUGAUCUCAACCAAUCUAUACAGAAGUUGUUCGAAGAUUUAAAAUUCAAAGCUGAAGAUUUUUGCCGAUGGUUCGUGUUCGUAGCGUCCCACAAUUCCUAUAAAUACACACAAUUUGUGUUUCAAGCUCUUUCGUACCAAAACCGUCCAUUGAUCCAACUCAAUUUUUCUAUAUACGAAGUCAAACUUGAAUAUGGCCUAUGAUGAUCGUUUCGAUUUGUUAGAAGAUAUCACCUCCUCAAGAAUCAAGUCCAAUUGGAGAGUUAAUGUUCGUGUGCUCCAAACUUGGAAACCAACCUAUGCAAAAUCUAAAGAUGUAGUCUGUCUUGAAGCUCUCCUGGUUGAUGCCAAGGGUACUAAAAUUCUUGCUCAGGUUUCAAAACAGUGGAUCAAGAGAUUUGAGGACCAAUUGAAGGAAGGCACUGUCAAGCUAUUGUCGAAUUUCAAUAUUGUCAAAGUCGGAGGAGGUUAUCGAACUAAUACACACCAAUAAAAGAUUCGUUUCUAUCCGAACACUUUGGUUCAGUUUCGUCAAGACGAUUCAAUCCCAAAGUUUGGUUUCGAGUUUGCAGGGUUUGGUGAUAUUUUGAACAAGGCUCCAGACACGACUUACUUGAUAGAGCAAAGAAGUAAAAGAGGGGUUACAGAGGAUUUUGGAGGGGAGUGGCGGCUGAGAUUUAUGUCUGGAGGAUUUCAAUUGGCUUCUGAGAAUACUGGGGCUUUGGUCAACCUCUGCUGGAUUUCUUUCUUCUCUGCCGUUUCCCUGCAAGAUAUCGUAUAUAUAUACUCAGGAUGUCACUCUGUCCAUCUGAUACUAAAUUCCCUUUCAGAAUGAAGAGAAGUCAAUUUCCUUUGGCAAUUUGUUUUGCAAUGACUAUAAACAAAAGCCAAGGACAAUCUUUAACAAAUGUGGGAUUAUAUUUGCCGCGUCCAGUAUUUAGUCAUGAACAAUUAUAUGUUGCUUUAUCAAGAGUUACUUCGAGACAAGGAAUAAAGAUCCUCAUAUGCGAUGAAGAUGGUAAUGUGAACUCCAAGACUACUAAUGUAGUCUACAAAGAAGUUUUGCAAGACAUUUGAUCAUUCAUUUUGAAUUAAUUUUUUCUAUUUAAUAAAUUGCUCCUUGACUUUAGCACUUUUUGUUAAUAUUAUUUCUGUGUAAAAUUUCAGAAAAUCGUAUUCACUAUUGAAAAAUUAUGGCUAAUGUUUUUGUUUUUCUAUUUUUAAUAUAAAAUAUAUAAAACUAUAAAAUCUACUCUUGCUUUAUUACGUUAAAAUCUCUAAAUAUGCA
Messenger RNA from Oldenlandia corymbosa var. corymbosa, 1465 nucleotides. The record is from the annotation of a GenBank genome assembly. Lineage: Eukaryota; Viridiplantae; Streptophyta; Magnoliopsida; Gentianales; Rubiaceae.